AUGAUUGCGAUGCUCUAUACAGUGAAGAACCAUUUGCGAGCAGAUUGGGGUGUGGAGCUUAGUGCUGGAACGACGUUAACGGAAGACGGUGAGUUUUUCUGGCCGGAGGAAUACAAGGAAUUGUUACCGCAAGGCUUUAAAGGCCAUGAACACAUGGGAUUGGGCUUGACAUUACAGUUGGCUACGUACGUCGAGAAAUUUAUCAACAUUGGUUGUAAUCUGAAUUGGUUUAAUAAUUCUUCUUCGUCAAAUAUGCUUCAAGAACUGAAUCAGUUCAUUUCCGCAUAUGGAAGCAUGGAGGUAAUUCGACUCGCGCCUACGCCCGUUGCACAUCUCAUCCAUUCCAAGCAAACACUUGCGCUCUUCUGUUGCAUUUUACCGUUUGCGAUGGCGGCUGAGAUUGGCUGGUGGACAGUGCCCCUCGUCGCAUUUGUAGCCUUUGCUCUUUACGGUAUCGAAGGAAUCGCUCAGUGGCACGAGGAUCCGUUUGGAAGGGACAAGAUCGAUAUAAAUAUGGACGACAUUGUGGAUGACGCCAGAAGGGAAAUUGAAGUAAUGUUGGAAGCCUGGAAAACUCAAGGGCUAAAUGGAAAAGGGCUUUUCACACCGAACUUGAGUGCACCAUUUACGCCAAGAGCGGAAUAUGGUACUCUAGGCUGA
Sclerotinia sclerotiorum 1980 UF-70 is the source of this 660-nucleotide messenger RNA. RefSeq lists its product as hypothetical. The coding region runs from base 1 to 660 and encodes 219 amino acids. The transcript is spliced from 2 exons. The record is from RefSeq and is a predicted model, not a curated record. Gene Ontology annotation, molecular function: chloride channel activity. NCBI's taxonomy places the organism in Eukaryota, Fungi, Ascomycota, Leotiomycetes, Helotiales, Sclerotiniaceae.